UUUUAGCACCUCUCAACCUCUGCGUGAUCACUUACAAAGAAAAUGAAUGUUGACUCAAAAACAACAUUCAGUAUGAAGGAUUUCAGUGACUACACAGACCUUUACAAUUACAGUGACUACAAUGACAAUGAAAGCUAUGGCGCAGGAGCUGUGUGCACUCAAGACUCCAGCAUGUACUUUGACAGCAUUUUUAAGCCAAUCCUUUACUCACUGGCAGCGGUCGUGGGGCUGCUGGGAAACGGCUUGGUUCUGAUUGUACUGUGGAAGAAGAGAGCAGGUUUGAAUGUUACAGACAUCUUCAUCCUCCACCUGAGCCUGGCAGAUAUUUUGCUGCUGUUAACACUGCCCUUCUGGGCUGUAGAGGCGGUGAAGGAGUGGAUCUUUGGCACACCACUUUGCAAACUGACUGGAGCUAUGUUCAGGAUCAAUUUCUACUGUGGCAUUUACAUGCUUUCCUGCAUCAGUCUCGACCGCUACCUGUCCAUCGUCCAUGCAGUCCAAAUGUACUCCCGUAAAAAGCCCAUGGCGGUUCACUGUUGCUGCAUGAUAGUCUGGUUCUUCUGCUUUCUGCUCUCCAUUCCCGAUUGGAUAUUACUUGGUGCCAACAAGGACUCCAGACGUCAGGAUAGAACAGAAUGUGUUAAUUCAGAAGCUCUAUCUGAUUUUUGGGUUCUGGUCAAUCGUCUGAUCUAUCAUUUUUUGGGUUUCAUUAUUCCAGCAAUAAUGAUGGUCUUCUGCUACACUAGCAUUCUGCUGCGCUUACUGCUCGGCUCCAAGUGCAUGCAGAAGAAGAGGGCCAUCCAUGUCAUUGUAGCCCUGGUACUGGCCUUCUUCAUCAGCUGGACGCCCUACAACAUCGCCCUCAUGGCUGACACCAUACAUACCAACAGGACUGACAAUAACCAAACGUCCUGCGAGACCAGAACCACGUUGGAUGUUGCGAUCACAGCCACUUCAACAUUUGCCUACAUGCACUGCUGUGUCAACCCAAUUCUUUAUGCUUUUGUGGGGGUGAAAUUUCGUCAGCACCUGCUAGACAUGCUACGACCUCUGGGCUUCAAGCUGAAGGGCCGCGCAGGCCUGGUUUCUCGGAAGAGCUCGGGAUGGUCAGAGUCGGUGGACACUUCCCACACAUCUGCUUUCUGAAGCAUCAAAUGCCAUCAGACCAUUACAGUAUCUUUUCCUGUAAUUGUUAACAAACAUUGUUGUAUUAUGCAAGAGGAAUCAAGAACUCAGGCGUUGUCGUUCACACCAAUGACAAUGACUAACAAAAGGAAAAAAGUCAGAAAAAAGUAUUAGAGCUAAUGGCAUAAGUACCCUAAUUUUGAUGUGUUUACCCAGCAGGAAUUGGGAAUGAUUUUAGUUAUAGAAAUCACCAUUGAGGGAACUAAAAAAUCACCUACUUCAAAAAAUCCAGGUCUAAUCCAGCUCAACUGGAACUACAACUGACAUUAGUGUACACAGAUUGGGUAAAUGGCAUGUCAUACAAAAUACACAGUAUUUUAAAGUGUUACAAGACACAUACUUGGUCUCGAUGAUACAGUAUGUACCAUUUCAAGUUGUCAUAUUUUGUCUCUCAUUCUAAUUUAGUUCUUUCAGUCACAUAUCUUAUACGAGUAUGUUCCAUUUCUAUUAUUAUGACAUACACAAAAUUCAAAUAGAGUCCUUUGUGAUUAAAAAACGACCCUAAUAAUUACAAUUAGGACAACGGUCUAAGAUGAAAAUGUAGUUAUUAGAGACUUUAUCUUUUUUUUUCGUCACACUCAUGUGAUCGAAGUGUUGUGAAUGUUUUGUUGAGGUGUUUUUGGUUAAAAUGUGUGUAAUAUUGAUCAUUUUGAAAUUUUCGCUAUAGAGAAAAAAUGUAGACAUGUUUAGAUAGACGAUCUAUCUAUUUCACUCUAAGACUCCAAACACAGCUGUCCUCUGACAACAGAGGAAUAAAAUCAAUGGCUAAAACAAUCAUACAACAUCGUCAACUUCUGUUUUGGAGGUUAAUGUUACUUUAGUUUUAAUAAACAUCGUUAUUAUACGUGGUUUGAGCCAGUUUUUAAUGUCGAGACUGUGCUGAUUAAUACGCAGAAUGUUUUAAAACAUGAAUUUAGAUGUUUAAGCUCUUCACAUGUGGCAGCUACCAUAGGUUUUCAACUGUUUAGCUUUCUCAAGCAUAUUGAUUGCCUGCGACUUUGGACAGAGAUCAAAGUUAUAUUACGUUAAAAUAGAUCACUUUCAAUUACUCAACUGGAUAAUGAUUUUGAAAAAUUGUGGGAAGCUGAAGUUUAUAUAUUUUUAAUAUUUACUUUUUUAUAUAUAUUUUUUACUUUUUUAUAUUAUUCAUUAUGCUUUGGAGUUUUUUAUGUAUUGUUUAGUAAUGCUUUCUUGAUAUUUACUGUAUGAUGUUCUAUUUUUUCGGUAUCUUUCUUUGCUGUACAUACAUUUUAAAAAAUCUUUUACAUAAUAAUAUGAAAUAGUACCGCCAGAUAUACAUAUUGGUUUUUAAUAUCUGUUUUUACUUUGAUAUAUAACAUUUUCAUUUGUGCUUGCAUUAAUCUUGUAUCUAUGAGGUCUGUCUCAUUAAUGCUGUAAAACUGCAGUACAAUAAAACAGAAGCAAAAUGG
Messenger RNA from Danio rerio (zebrafish), 2615 nucleotides. RefSeq names its product chemokine (C-X-C motif) receptor 3, tandem duplicate 1 (gene cxcr3.1). The record is from RefSeq and is marked validated. Gene Ontology annotation, molecular function: chemokine receptor activity; G protein-coupled receptor activity; C-X-C chemokine receptor activity. Lineage: Eukaryota; Metazoa; Chordata; Actinopteri; Cypriniformes; Danionidae. Gene Ontology annotation, cellular component: cell surface; plasma membrane; membrane. Gene Ontology annotation, biological process: G protein-coupled receptor signaling pathway; chemotaxis; signal transduction.